This is a messenger RNA of Pseudo-nitzschia multistriata, 2893 nucleotides long. Lineage: Eukaryota; Bacillariophyta; Bacillariophyceae; Bacillariales; Bacillariaceae. The record is from the annotation of a GenBank genome assembly.
GUGAUCACCGUUGAGCUUGAUCAUACUUCAUCUCGGAAACUAYCCUCAAUAACUGUACUGAGCACGUGCUCAGAUGCAUUGGUCAUAUUAAUCAAUCAACCUUCAAGUGAUCUUCCUUCUACGUUCGAGAUAACAAAAAAUACGGCAACAAAGUCGAGGGCAUCAGAAAUUGCUUCGCAUCCUUUACAUAGUGCUCAAAUAAUAUCACAAUGAUGUCCCUUCUGGAAGUUGUGGGAAAUUUUCUGCUCUUUGCACUAGUGUUUGGAAUGUCCGCUACAGUCGACACAGAAUGUAUGAAGCAACAGGUGAAGAAUCGAAAGGCGAUCAUGCUCGGAAUUUUCUGCCAGUUUAUUCUGCUGCCGUUUCUUGGUUUUGCAGUUGUAAACAUUAUGCAACUCAAUGCGAACCUCGGAAUUACUCUACUCGUGGUAACGAGUAGUCCUGGAGGGUCCUAUUCCAACUGGUGAGUGAUUAAGUUGGUCGGAUCUUUGGGUAGAGUUUCAUCGAGUCUUUUCUUUGUCCUAUAAUUAUUUGCUGAUCUUUCUAUAUUUCUAUUGAAAAUAGGUGGUGCUCCCUAUUCAAUGCUGAUUUAGCCUUGAGUGUUACAAUGACAGCAAUAUCGACUAUUCUUUCGUGUAUUGCUCUGCCGGUGAAUCUUCUUCUAUAUGCAAACUUUUCGUACAAUGCUGAUGUGAUAAGUGACCUAGACUGGGUAUCAGUCUUUGUUGCACUGGCUAUUGUCAUUUCAGCUAUUACGAUGGGACUUUACAUGUCGCACCAAUGUCAUUCUUUCAAGUUCAAUAUGCUUGCYAACAAAGUGGGAAACAUUGCYGGUUUCUUACUUAUUGUCUUCAGUGCAACCGUCACAAAUGGUGGAGACGCAGGAUCUAGAAUAUGGUCCCGACAUUGGACUUUCUAUGUCGCAACUAUUGCUCCAUGUGUACUGGGAUUGAUCAUUGCAUCUGGAUUGGCAUCUCUGUUAAAUUUGCGAAAACCAGAGCGAAUGUAAGACUCAAACUACAAACUUGAACCAGAAAUAACCAAGCUCAGAGACUCUAAAUUUCUGACCUACACCUUUUGUGCCAUAUUUUUCUUUUUUCAGGACUGUCGCAGUGGAAUGUUGCUAUCAAAAUGUUGGUAUUGCCACAUCUUUGGCUCUCACCAUGUUCAGGGGAAACGAUUUGAACGAAGCCAUGGGUAUUCCAUUUUUUUACGGUAUGGUCGAAGCUCUUUUUGUAGGGUCUUAUUGUAUCGGUUGUUGGAAGGCUGGUUGGAGCAAAGCACCCGCAGAUGCCUCAAUCUGGAAAAUACUUUACGUCUCCUACGAAGUUUUAGAGGUUGAGAUGAGAGACAUUGAUGAAAUUGAAGUAUCCAUGUCGGAGAGUACAGACGGGAGUCAAAAGCCACUCGAGAAGUCAGAAGGCAACGUUCUCACGACCUAUUUCGAAAUGAUAGAUAAGAACGAAAUAUCUCCUUCGAUGCCAAAGGCUCCUAGUGGUCAAGUUCCAUCGAGAAGACAGCUACCGAGAUUUGAAACUUGUGAGGGUACGUUGACAUAAAAAAUACUAAAAUAGUGUAUGCCGCAUUUGUAAAGACCAUGAUGGUUACUGAAAACUAUUUGCAUUGAAAUUUUUCGCUAGCAUGACUUCACUACAGGGAAAAAUGACCAAAAUUCGAAAUUAUUACUGUAAGUCAUUGUGAGAGGAAGGGAAAAAUCGGGCACGAACCUUUUCUUUUAGGGGAUUUUGAUAGUAACAUAAAUCUAGUGCACAUACUUUUUAGAUUUCGACACCUUGURAAAAAAAAUCGGUUWWUCGUAGUGUUAUWAAUUUGAUGCGCUUGUCAAUCAUGUUCUAACAAAAAAUCGUGUGGGGAUCGAUGAUUGAAUAACAGUGGGACUUCCACAGUUUCUAGUCGUCGCAAAUGCUGGUGAUGGAAAGGAACAUUGAAUUUUCCCUUUAAGUGAAUUCUCCUUGUUCGGCUUUGAGUGUGUCAUCAUCUAUCCUUCGAGAACUUUCGGCUGACGAGCGAGCCCUUAGGGGAGACCCAUUCAUUUGUCUUUGCUCCAUCAAACCUGCAUUGGUCUUUUCUUGUAGCGACCUCUCAUCUACCUGAUAACCCUCGAUCGUUUGGUUGAAAACCAAAUCUUCAAUGUCGCCAUCAUCUUUAGGAUUAUUGUUGUGCACAACCUCGAUUGCGUUAGGAGAUUCUAAUCUUGCCUGUUCCACUUCGUACGAUUUUCCAAUCAUUGUGAAAAAAUUCUCAUCAGGAGGCGCCUUAGUCCACCCAGAUUUCCAGCAUCCCAGGCAAAAAAUUGCCAGUACAAUCAUUUCAACAAGUCCAUAAUACAAAGGAACUCCAAUUGCUGUCGCUAGUUGUGUCCCGGUGAACAUGGAUGCAGCUACAGAAGUUGCAAUCCCGGUGUUUUGAUAACAUCCUUCAACAGCCACAGCAACUCGUUCUGGUUUUUCCAAACCGAGCUUGCUGGCCAUAUAAGUAGCCAGUAUUACACCUACUAUGGCCGGUAUCGCACAUCCGAUAUAAAAUACGGCACUCUGGUUCCAUAUGCUCGUGUCUUGACCUGUCGAGGAGACGAUUGCCGAAAAGAUGACCAACGAGACCCCGGCCAGGUUUCCAAGUUUAUUGGCCAUCAAAUUAAAACGAGUCGAAUUAUACCAAGCCGACAUAAGAACACCGGAGGUAAUUCCUCCGAGGACAACGAUAAGUGAAAGAAAUAAGGCGAACCAGUCCAAAGAUUUGACAACCUCGUCGGAAUAGCUCCCGGUUGUGUAAAUCACUAGAUUCAAUGGAAGCAUGACUACAGACAACAAAGUCGAUAUACCGGUCAUCGUCACGCUCAGCGCCAACUCGGCAUUAAAUAAAGAACACCACC